AUGGCGACGAAGGCUGAUAUGGCUCCUCCGACGGAGCUUCCUCUGGAAGCAUUCAAGCUCCUGCCCAACAAUACGGAUAAAAAUUGGAUCAAGGACAAGGGGUUGCGGAAGCUGAAUCUUGGGAUUCUGUUUAUGUUCUCGACUGCUUCUUCGUCGGGUUAUAUUGCCAGUCUAGUUAACAGCCUGCUGGUACUACCUCAAUUUGCCAUGAUAAUGGGUGGAUUGAAUCCCAAUAUAGUGGGUUUAAUCAUUGCCGGUACCUCUUUGGGAGCCUUUCUAGCCUUCGUGCCAGCGUCAUAUAUUGCAGACAGGUAUGGACGAAAGAUCUGCGUGGGAAUCGGGUGCUGUCUCAUCAUCGUCGCAACGAUCAUUCAAACCAUUCUCAAGAGUCACUGGGCUUUCUUUGGUAUGAGAGUGCUGUCCGGUAUGGGCAUGGGCAUUUCCCAAACUGCUGCGCCUCUCUUGAUUACUGAGGCUGCACACCCACGUCAACGACAAACUGCGACCGCUUUCUACAAUGUCACUUGGUGUCUGGGGGCUAUCGGCGCAGCAGCCGUGACAUAUGCAACUAUUGCCCUCGAAAACAGCUGGUCAUGGCGUAUUCCUUGUUUGUUGCAGGUGGCAUAUCCGAUCAGUCAGUUAUUUGGACUAGUUUUCUUUAUGCCGGAGAGUCCUCGGUGGCUUAUAUCAAAAGGCCGGAAAGAUGAGGCGUUGGUCAUUCUGGCCAAGUACCAUGCGAACGGAAAAAUGAAUGAUGAGUUGGUUCAGCAUGAAUUCUGUCAGAUUUGUGAUACCAUCAAUGCCGAAGCGGCCCAGUGGAGGAGCUGGAAAUCCUUCUUCUCGUCAAAAGGCGACGUGCAUCGAUUGACGAUUUGUGUACUGGUUGGACUAAUGCAAGAGUGGGCUGGAAAUGGUACGUUACCCGAAGCCCUAAAAGACCACAUGUUGAUAUAUCCAGGUAUUCUAUCAUAUUACCUCGCACCCAUUCUCGCAUCAGUGGGGAUCACCAAAUCAGCAGACCAAGCCGCAGUCAACGUGAGCCUACAGGCUUGGAACUUCCUCCUCUCGGCAGUAGGAGCGUUGGCUUCAGAGCGAUACGGUCGCCGUAUCCUAUGGCUCUUGUCCACGGCCGGGAUGCUGCUAUUCCUCUCGCUAGCCACACUGCUGGCUGGCUUAUCUACAGAACAGCACCUCACAGCUGCAGGAAUAGCCGUGGUGCCAUUGCUGUUUAUCUUUUUCGGGUGCUAUGACAUGGCGUAUGCACCUCUUUUCAUCUCGUAUCCAGCUGAGAUCCUACCGUUUCAACUGCGUGCCAAGGGCCUUGCUGUUACAUUGUCGGUGGAUGCUGCUGCAUGCUUCUUCAACCAAUAUGUGAACCCCGUGGCGUUCACUGCGCUCCAGUGGAAGUACUAUUCUGUGUAUAUUGGCUGUCUGGUUGUAUUCCUGGGGCUUGUGUACUUCCUCUUCCCUGAAACGAAGGGCAGGUCGUUGGAGGAGGUUGCCAUGAUUUUUGACGAGAGCGAAGAGGAAACGCCAGACCGUGAAAAACCGGCGAUGUAG
Penicillium antarcticum is the source of this 1560-nucleotide messenger RNA. RefSeq lists its product as uncharacterized. Lineage: Eukaryota; Fungi; Ascomycota; Eurotiomycetes; Eurotiales; Aspergillaceae. The transcript is spliced from 2 exons. The record is from RefSeq and is a predicted model, not a curated record. Gene Ontology annotation, molecular function: carbohydrate:proton symporter activity. Gene Ontology annotation, biological process: transmembrane transport; carbohydrate transport. Gene Ontology annotation, cellular component: membrane. Bases 1 to 1560 code for a protein of 519 amino acids.